UUCCCUCUGAUGUCCCAUCUUGACUGGCACGAUCUUCCACUCGAAAUAUGGCUCGUCGAUAUCCUCCCUCGACUCCAUUCUGAACAGCUAUCACGGCUCGGCUCGACUUGCAAGUCGUUGCUCUCAAUUACCAGACCUUUACUAUACUGCACCGUCACCCUCAGUGCUGAGCGAUAUGGCCAGCCUAAUGUUGCCCUCGAGUCCGUUCUCAGUCUCUUGGAACGAGAUCGUCACUUGGCUAGUUUUGUUGAGGCACUGACGCUCGAUGCAAGAGCAAGUGCCGUCGAACGCUAUUCGCAGAACUACAACCUCAUUCACCCGCCGUCUUUUCGGAAUAUGACACGCCUCAAAAGGCUCACGAUACGGGGCGACAUUUCGCGCUCUGCUGGCAGGAAGGAUGUUCAUACUUUCCUCCAGCUGAUCCAAGAACGAAAUCUGGACCAAUUGGCUUUUCCUACCCCAGAGAUUCGGUCAUUUCUACUUCCUUUGCACCACAGCGACGACCAACCAGAGAAAUUGAGCAACUCAAAGCGACUUGUGUUUAGUCUGACAUUUGAUUACCAUAAUCAUUUGGGUCCCGUUAUUCAGCGCAUAUUGGGCGCUGCACAACCGAUAUUAACCUCAAUAUCCCUCCACGCACCAGAAUCUAUACUGAACCUCUUCUUCGACCUUCGCUUUCCCCAUUUGCAAGCUCUCGAACUCGCCGUUCUUACAAGGCUGAAUCCGACAACGCCAGCAGGAUUCUACCAAUUUCUUGUUCACCAUGCGGCGCAGCUGGAAGAACUAUCGCUUAUACCGGUGGGCUUCGCCCGUGGACGACAAUAUACAGGGAUCUCUUUUGAACCAUCAAAUGGUUCACAAUCUAAGUUGGCACAGGACUUCCUGCCGCGACUUCGCGUGCUCAAAGCAGCCUUCCGCACCGUAGAAGCACUUGCAAGAGCACGCAUUGACAGCUUCCAGCGCCUUGAGAAAUUGGUCAUCGCCGCCCCCAACGACGACGAGGCUGCCACCGCUGCGGACAUUCGUCACAUGUUUGAUUCAUUUCAUGGUCCACUUCCGGCUCUAGUGGACAUAGGCUUCCAUUCACAACUCCUCGCGUGGCUGUCGAUAGAAGAACGGCUAGCAUUCGUGCCUGAAAUCAUCGAGAGUGUUUCUCGCAUCGCAGGAUUUACCUUGGAAAAAUGGUCUGGUGUGGUUUAUUUCCCAAAUACCGACCAAUUCACUAGCAAGGCCUUUUCUCGACUGCGCUGUAUCGUCUUCCCACCCGUCGAUCUUCAAGUUAAUGCCCUGUCAAUCACCGAUUUCAGCUCAGUUUUUUGGACUUGUGAGACGCUGGAGGAGAUUAGGAUACGCAAUAAGCAUCCCAACUCAAUGGAUGAGGUCUGGACUGUCAAUAGACGCGCAAGGGAGUUGAUAUGUGUUGGUUCAGAAGAGGCGAGUGGCAGUGCAAACAUUGCGUGGUAG
This is a messenger RNA of Mycena indigotica, 1464 nucleotides long. RefSeq names its product BHLH domain-containing protein. NCBI's taxonomy places the organism in Eukaryota, Fungi, Basidiomycota, Agaricomycetes, Agaricales, Mycenaceae. Bases 10 to 1464 code for a protein of 484 amino acids. The record is from RefSeq and is a predicted model, not a curated record. The transcript is spliced from 2 exons.